UGAAGCCACAACACCAACAUCCUAUAUCAGACGCCUCGUGAUGUGUUCAUGACAUGGAAUUUGACCUUUGUCCUCUGAUUCGCUUCUAUCGAUCCCUCCGCUGGCCCUAGACAAAUUCCUUUGAGUGUUGCAUUGUGUGCGCGCACACACACCGCGAGACUCCCCUCCCUCUUCCCAAGAUUCUCCAGCAAACGACACCAUGCGUUUAGACGUCAAAAGACAGCUCUUUGCCCGCUCGGAGAGAGUGAAAGGCAUUGAUUUCCACAGUACGGAACCAUGGAUUCUCACCACUCUAUACAAUGGCCACGCACAUAUCUGGUCUUACGAAACACAGUCCAUCAUCAAGACAUUUGAACUCACCGAUGUCCCUGUACGGGCCGGCCGAUUUAUCGAACGAAAAAACUGGAUCGUAUGCGGUAGUGAUGAUUUCCAACUACGAGUCGUCAACUGGAACACAAGCGAGAAGGUCAAAUCCUUUGAAGCGCACCCCGAUUAUAUCCGAGCCAUUGUGGUCCAUCCUACCCUCAGCGUUGUUCUUACCGCCUCGGAUGACAUGACAAUACGAAUGUUUGAUUGGGAAAAAGAUUGGCGCUGCGUCCGUGAAUUUGUGGGCCAUCAACAUUAUGUCAUGGGUCUUUCGAUCAAUCCCAAAGACACAAAUGUGUUUGCAUCAGCUUGCUUGGAUCGGACCAUCAAGGUAUGGAGUAUCGACAACGCCACAGCAAAGCAGACCAUCGAGGCCCACGAAAAGGGUGUCAACCACAUCGACUAUUACCCCCACAGUGAUAAGCCUUACCUGCUAAGCACCUCAGACGACAAGACCGUCAAAAUCUGGGAUUACACCACCAAAGCUCUCAUCGCGACCCUAGAAGGACAUACCAGCAACGUCAGCUUUGCUUGCUAUCAUCCAGAAUUACCCGUCAUCAUCUCUGGCUCCGAAGAUGGAACAAUCAAACUCUGGCACGCAAACACCUACCGCUUGGAACAGUCACUCAGCUAUGGCCUCGAGAGGGCCUGGUGUGUUUCAUACCAACGCGGCAAACAGGGCGUGGCUAUGGGUUUUGAUGAUGGUGCAGUUGUUGUCAAGAUGGGGCGGGAAGAGCCUGCCGUUUCCAUGGAUAGCACUGGAAAGUUGGUUUGGGCGCGUCAUAAUGAAGUUGUCUCUGCGAUUGUCAAAGGUGGCGACUCAACACUGAAAGAUGGUGCUCCAAUUGCUCUCCCAAGCAAAGAUAUGGGUACUACCGAGAUCUACCCCACCACGCUAUUGCAUUCACCGAAUGGUAGAUUCGUCUCCGUUUGUGGAGACGGCGAAUUUAUCAUCUACACUGCCCUGGCAUGGAGAAACCAAGCAUUUGGGCAAGCACUUGAUUUUGCAUGGGGCUCACACCAAAACCCGACCGAUUAUGCCAUUCGAGAAUCCAGCACGAGUGUUAAGCUGUACAAGAAACUCAAGGAGGGUGGAAGUCUCGACGUAGGCUUCCAAGCCGAGGGACUUUCUGGCGGAGUUCUGCUGGGAGUCAAAGGCCAAGGAGGCAUCGGUCUCUUCGACUGGGAGACUGGUAACCUCGUUCGCAGAAUCGAAGUUGAACCAAGAGAGGUCUAUUGGAGCGAAUCCGGAGAGCUCGUUGCUCUGGCAUGUGCCGACACCACAUAUGUGCUGCGCUUCGAUCGAGAAGCGUACCUUGAGGGUCUCAAUUCUGGCCAAGCAGAUGAGGAUGGAGUCGAGGCUGCGUUCUCGGUCGUGUCCGAUCUGCAAGAGUCUGUCAAGAGCGGCGAAUGGGUUGGAGAUGCUUUCCUCUUCACGACGACAACGCGGCUCAGCUAUUUGCUCGGCGAACAAGUCGUCCACGUGGCUCAGUUCGACCAGCCGAACUACGUCCUACGCUACCUGCAGAGAGACGAACGAGUAUAUCUUGCUGAUAAGGAUGUCAAUGUCGUCAGCUACAGCCUGUCUACAGCCCUUCUCUCUUACCAGACCCUGGUGCUCCGGGGAGAACUGGAGGCGGCUCAGGACCUUCUCACAGACAUCCCAUCAGAUCAACUGAACAAGAUUGCACGCUUUCUGGAAGCUCAAGGCCACAAGGAAUUGGCCUUGGACGUGGCCACAGACCCCGAACAUCGAUUCGAGCUCGCCUUGGGGCUCAACAAUCUUGCCGUCGCGCUUGAAAUUGCCCGGGAAUCCGACAUUCAAGCAAAGUGGUCGGCAGUCGCCGACAAGGCUCUCGAGGCAUGGGACAUCAAACUUGCCGAGGAGUGCUUUGUCAACGCAAAGGACUUGGGCAGUCUUCUGUUACUCUACACAAGCUCUGGAAACGCCCAAGGUCUUCACCAACUCGCCAAACAAGCCGAAGAAGCAGGGAGCAACAACGUCGCGUUUGCCAGUCUCUGGUCGACGGGUGAUAUUCCGGCAGCGAUCGAAUUGCUGAAGCGAACUGACCGACUCAGCGAGGCGGUGCUCUUCAGCCAAACAUACAAACCAUCUCAAACCAAGGACCUGGUCGUUGAGUGGAAAGAACAACUCGAUAAACAGGGCAAAGCUAAGGUCAGCCGGUUGCUUGGUGUUCCCGAGGUCGAUGAUGACUUGUUUCCUGAAUGGGAAGAGUACUUGAAGUUGGAGAGUGACGGGCCGGCAACCGGUGGAGACCUGAUUGAUGUCAACGGCGGAGAUGACACCGCGGUGGACGAGGGAGCUGAAGGCGUAGACGACACCGCUGUUCCUGAGGUCGAUGUAAAAGCUUAGGGUUGCAGUAACUUGUGCAUGGGGUUGAUGAAGAAAGCUACCAUAGACUUUGCUGGUGCAACUCGAACCUUGAAAAUGGACGAGACGGAUGAUGGUCUGUUUCUUGAAACUGAAACUGAAGAAGAAUGGGCUUCUCCUUGCGUCUCUUUCACCCACCUUUGGACCUUAUGUUGCCCUUGACACCAGAAACAUGUUUGACUUGAUGCCAGUGGUUGACUCUUCCCUCAAGUGAGCGGGGGACUAUAAAGUAGAGGGACUCAGGAUGCUUCAAUCCGCGAAAGUUAUGGUCUCCUAGUGCUCGGAUCUCAAAUUGUUGGUGGGUCAGCUUGUCCUGCACGGCAUUGGAGCUGAGUUUGGGUAGACUCAGUUCAGUCGGAACUGCCUCCUCC
Molecule: messenger RNA, 3129 nt
Organism: Exophiala mesophila
Lineage: Eukaryota; Fungi; Ascomycota; Eurotiomycetes; Chaetothyriales; Herpotrichiellaceae
Exons: 9
Coding region: 200-2740 (846 amino acids)
Biological process (GO): intra-Golgi vesicle-mediated transport; retrograde vesicle-mediated transport, Golgi to endoplasmic reticulum; intracellular protein transport
Cellular component (GO): COPI vesicle coat
Molecular function (GO): protein binding; structural molecule activity
Source: RefSeq, a predicted model, not a curated record